This is a messenger RNA of Anoplophora glabripennis (Asian longhorned beetle), 3634 nucleotides long. Its product is annotated as DNA (cytosine-5)-methyltransferase 1-like. Bases 1 to 3567 code for a protein of 1188 amino acids. The record is from RefSeq and is a predicted model, not a curated record. Gene Ontology annotation, cellular component: nucleus. Gene Ontology annotation, molecular function: chromatin binding; DNA (cytosine-5-)-methyltransferase activity. NCBI's taxonomy places the organism in Eukaryota, Metazoa, Arthropoda, Insecta, Coleoptera, Cerambycidae. The transcript is spliced from 17 exons.
AUGGAGACAAAAAAAUUGGAAGACGCAAAUAAGUGUAAAUUGUGUAAGCAGUAUGUAGUGGACAUUAAUUUUUAUGAAAAAAUAAUUGAUAAUGCCUUAACUGAAGAAGAUGCUUUAAAUAGUGAUCAAUUUUGCAUUUAUGUUGACCAUGGAGAAAUCGAAAAUAAAGAAGUGCCUUCUGUUAAAUUGACUUCGUUUGUGAUGUAUGACAAAUAUAAUCAUUUAUGCCCUUUCGACACUGGUUUAUUAGAAAAAGGUGUUGAUCUAUUUUUUUCUGGAUAUAUUAAAACAAUUGAUGCUGAGGAUCCAUCAGUAAAUGAAGGAGUGUUAGUCCACAACGCAGGACCUAUUAAAGAAUGGUGGAUUUAUGGUUUUGAUGGAGGAGAAAAAUCUUUAAUAGGCUUAAGUACUAAUCGUGCUCUCUAUUAUCUUAUGGCACCUUCAAGUUUAUAUGAAAAUAUAUUUCAAAGUUUACAACUAAAGAAUAACCUAUCAAAAAUUGUUAUAGAAUUUUUACUGGACUUUGGCUAUCAAAAUCCAACUUUUGAAGACAUGAUUCAACACCUCAAAAACUUUAAUUUUCCAGAAAUUGAGGAGUUACUUUUUCGUGAGGCACAAUUCCUCUGUAACCAGAUUGUAAACUACGAUGAGCAACCAACUGACGAAGUCCCAAUGACAUCACUUUCAUGCAUACAAACUCUUAUAAAUCUGACUGGUAUUACUUUAACUGAAGAAAAGGCACAUAGCGUGAAGGGUAUUAAAAAACACAAUAUUUCAUUUCCAAAAGCUGUGAGUACAAAAUUAGUAAAGGAAAUAUUUGCAAAAUGUUUUCAUGACCAACUCGGUCAAUACCUGGUGGAAUCCUAUGAAUGUCAGGAUAGCACUGAGGAUGACGCUAAUAAAUUCAAAGAAAUGGAAAGUUCCUCUGUCUGUGCUAAAUCCGAAGAGAAUGAACAUCACAGUGAAAUAGGAAGUAAGCCCAUAAAGCAUAAAGAGUGUUCCAAGCUUAUCGUACAUAAUGUUGAGUGGUUAAAGAAGAGUUCAGUGAAAUAUAAUGGAAACCAGGGAUAUUCAUCAGCGACUGUUGAUGAUUUUGUAGUACAACAGGGGGAUUAUGUUAUGUUGCAAGCGGAAGAACCUAAUGAAUCCCUACGUAUUGCAAAAGUUUGUUAUAUGUAUGAUUCACCUACGGAUGGUGCCAUAUUUCACGCACACUUCUUCUGCAGAGGAACUGAAACUAUAUUAGGGCACGUUGCAAAUCCACGAGAAUUGUUUAUUGUUGAUGAUUGUGAUGACUGUCCGGUAGGAUGCAUAAUUCAAAAAGCUCAGGUAGAAUUCGUAAAGAGUCUCGAAAAUGGUGCUGAUUUAGGUAACAAUGUUAAGUUACGAUUAGAAUUACCAGAUAAUGAAAAAAAUUAUUUUUUCUCUAAAGUAUAUGACUAUGAGUUUAGUAGAUUUAGAGAUUAUGUAGAAGAUACAAGAGUAGAUGGUGAAUAUCCAUGUUUUUCCUGCAAAUGUCAGAAAGAAAUAAAAAGUACUGAAACACCUAUAUAUAAAGAUAAUUAUAUUAUAUGGAGAAAUGAUGAGUUUAAAGUUGGAACUGCUGUAUUUCUUGAGCCAGGACAAAAAAAAUAUCUACAUGAACCUAUUCUAAAGGAGGAAGAAAAUUUCAUCAAUGAUAAAUUACAUACAGAAUUGUACAGAAAAAGGUUGGAUUUAAAUAGGGGAUCCAAUUUAGAUACACCGGAACCUUUUACGAUUGGCCUAAUAGAAGACAUACGGAAGCAAAAGAAUGACAUUAAAAUAAAAGUAAGAAUGUUUUACAGACCUGAAGAUACAAGUCAAUCACAUUUUCUGGCUUAUGUCAGCGACAUAAAUUAUUUAUUUUGGACUAACCAUAUGAUGUGGACAACAUUUAAAUACGUAGCAGGAAAAUGUUAUAUAACAUAUACCAAAGAUAAAUACCUAGCUGAAAUAUGGAGUGCGGAAGGACCAUUUAGAUUUUAUUAUUCGAAAGCAUAUGAUCACAAAAAUUGUAAUAUAUACGAUGUUCCAUUCAGUGGACAGAAAGUAUGUUGUGAUUUAAUAAACACAGAAAAAAUGCGAAUAACACGAUCUAAACCUUUGCAAGCAAACAAUACUCAAAACAUUACUGAAAGUCCUCCACUGUGGCAACAAAUUAACCAACCUUUGAGGUGUAUGGAUAUAUAUGCUGGUUGCGGUGGUCUCUCCGAAGGAUUGCAUCAAUCUGGUGUAGCGAAAACAUUAUGGGCAAUAGAAAAAGAAACAGCACCUGCACAGGCUUAUCAGAUGAACAAUCCUUGUUGUCAAGUAUUUACAGACGAUUGUAACAACAUCUUAGAAGCUCUUCUAAACGGCAAAGCUAAGAACUUGAAUUACCCGGACAAAGGAGAUGUAGAUCUACUUGUUGGUGGUCCUCCAUGUCAAGGAUUUUCGGGAAUGAAUAGGUUCAGUAGUGGGCAGGAUUCCUAUUUCAAGAACUCGCAAAUUACUACAUAUCUCAGUUACUGCGAUUUUUAUAGGCCAAAAUAUAUUAUAUUUGAGAACGUAAGAAACUUUGUGUCAUUUAAGAAAAGUUUUAUCUUUAAAUUAACCCUGAAAUGUUUAUUGACUAUGGGAUAUCAAGUCUCCUUUGGAAUUUUACAAGCUGGAAAUUUUGGUAUACCACAAACAAGAAGGAGAUUUAUUUUGAUGGGUGCUGCGCCUGGUUACAUUCUUCCAAAUCUGCCAGAACCGCUACAUGUUUUCAGCAGAUCGGGAACAUGUUUGUCGAUACUUGUAGAUGGAUUGCGCUAUGAUACUGGGUCUUUUUGGUCUGAAUCUUUACCUUAUAGAACAGUGUGUGUAAGGGACGCCAUAGCUGACUUACCUGAUAUUGAAAAUGGCGCCGCAACAGCAGACAUAACUUAUGAUGAAGAAGCUCAAUCGUAUUUUCAGAAAUGCAUGAGGAAAAAUAAUGAAACUACGAUGGUUAAAGAUCACAUCUGUAAGGAAAUGUCACUAAUUGUAGAGGCGCGAAUAUCACAUAUUCCUACGUAUCCUGGAGCAGACUGGAGAGACUUGCCUAAUAUAAAUGUAAAACUGAAGAAUGGCUUCAUUGCUAAGGUUUUAAAAUAUCCUUAUAGAAAAAAUAAUCAAAACAAACUUGAUCCACCUAGAGGAGUUUGUAAAUGUGCCCUGGGAGAACAAUGCGAUCCAUCCGACAGGCAAUGUAACACAUUGAUUCCUUGGUUCCUUGUUCAUACAGCUGAUAGGCAUAAUAACUGGGUGGCAGUGUAUGGUCGUUUGGAGUGGGAUGGUUUUUUUGGUACGACAAUAACGAAUCCUGAACCGACAGGCACUCAGGGAAGAGUACUGCAUCCUGAUCAGAACAGAGUAGUAAGUGUCCGAGAAUGUGCUCGUUCACAAGGAUUUCCUGACGAUUAUAAAUUUUCUGGGAACAUUCUUGACAAGCACCGUCAAAUCGGUAAUGCGGUUCCACCUCCAUUAGCUCUGGCUCUAGGUAGAGAAAUUAUAAAAGCAUGUAAUGGUGGUGUUAAAAUUUAAAACUAUAUAACUUUUAUAAUAAUUAGGCAUAUUAUUUAUUUGAAAAAAAUGAAGUUUUCGUUGGAAU